Neopelma chrysocephalum (saffron-crested tyrant-manakin) is the source of this 2568-nucleotide messenger RNA. Its product is annotated as retinoic acid-induced protein 3-like. The coding region runs from base 216 to 1286 and encodes 356 amino acids. Lineage: Eukaryota; Metazoa; Chordata; Aves; Passeriformes; Pipridae. Gene Ontology annotation, biological process: G protein-coupled receptor signaling pathway. The record is from RefSeq and is a predicted model, not a curated record. Gene Ontology annotation, molecular function: protein kinase activator activity; G protein-coupled receptor activity. Gene Ontology annotation, cellular component: signaling receptor complex; intracellular membrane-bounded organelle; plasma membrane. The transcript has 4 exons.
AGGCGUGCUCAGCCCCACCUCCGCAGCCCUCCAGCUGUUAAAGCUCCCACGAAGGGCGGGCGCGGAGCUCCUGCUGGGCCGGGGUUGCGGAAGCGGCGGUGUCUGUGUUACUGCUGCACUGGAAACUUGCCUCUUGCAGACGGAGCCUCCCUGUUACCUACCCAGAAAGCUUUGAAGAAACAUUUCACAGGGAGGUUGUUCAGGAAAGCAAGAGGAUGACAACAUCACCUCCCCAAGGCUGCGGCAGCAUCCAUGCUGACUACUACCUGCUCUGUGACACAGAGAUGGCCUGGGGGAUUGUCCUGGAGUCGCUGGCUGCAGCAGGCAUCCUCAUCACCAUUUUCCUCAUCUGCUCGCUCUUCUUUCUCAUCUGCAAAGUCCAAGACAACAGCAAGCGGCACAUGAUCUCCGUCUAUUUUUUCUUUCUCUUAGGCACACUCGGCAUUUUUGGUCUCACUUUUGCCUUCAUCAUUAAACUCAAUGACAGGACUCGCCCCACUCGCUUCUUCCUAUUUGGAGUCAUCUUUGCUCUCUGCUUCUCGUGCCUCCUCACCCAUGCCUGUAACCUCAGCAAACUAGUGAGAGGAAGAAAGCCCUUCUCCUGGCGGGUGCUGCUGCUCCUCAUUGUUUCCUUUGCCCUGGUACAAGUUGUGAUCAGUAUUGAGUACUUAGUCACCAUGCUAGUAAAUCAGAAAGACAAUUUUCUGAAUAUGUCUCGGGAGGAUACCAACAAGGACUUUGUCAUGCUUUUGAUCUACGUGCUCUUCUUGAUGGCUCUGACCUUCUUGGUUUCCAUUUUCACAUUCUGUGGGUCAUACAAAAGCUGGAAGAGGCACGGGGCGCACAUCUUUGUCACUGUCCUGUUCUCCAUUGCCAUUUGGGUAGUGUGGAUCACUAUGCUCACAAAAGGCAAUACAGUUUUAAAAAAAGAAACCUGGGAUGAUCCUGUCGUGGCCAUUGCUCUGGUGUCCAAUGGUUGGAUUUUCCUGAUAAUGUAUAUCGUCCCUGAAAUUUGCUUCCUCACUGCUCCUCUGAAGCUAGAGGACUACCCUCCAGAAAAUGACUUCUGCCAGCCCAAAUUCAUAAAGCAGGCAACCGGCGUGGACAACCGUGCCUACACCCAAGAUGAAAUUGUGCAAGGAAACACAGGAGACCCCAGCUACUCCCCAUACACUUCUCACUUUCAGAUGAAGGCCAUCGAACCCCAGAAUGAUUUCUCCAUCCCUCGCGCCAAGGCCCGGACAAGCCCAUACCAUGACUACACUGGUGGGAAAAGCCCCAUGUAGCAGCUCCACAGGGAGCAAAGACACUAAGUGCCCACCAGCAGAGGCAUGGGGAGUGGGCCACGUGGUCACAAGUGAGAUGAUCCUUCAGAAGAGAGAGUCAACCCACCACCAAAAAAGAGAGGGAUCCUCUUCCCCCACACAGGCACCCCUGUAGUCCCCUCUCAUUCUUCAAACCCAGCUUUCAGACACUGCUCUGGCCAUCCUGUCCCUGCGCACUCUGUGUCUCCAUGAAAUGGAGCUUCUCUCUUCUGACAGAGGAUUGUCCUGGCCUAUUUUCAGCAGGAAUGCUGUAAGGCUAGAGAAGCAGGAAGAUUGUCCGCUGGGUCUGCAACUGGCUCUGCCCCAGAGAGGACUUGCUUUAAUCAGCUUGUGAGUAUGCCUGCACCUCACAUCUGAUAGGAGAAGAGGCAGGACCAGGAGCAUCAACCCUACACAUCCCCUACUCCUGCCCCCCCAUGAAGACAUCUGAGGUACUAUUGAGGACACCCUUAUCUAUCCACUGUUACUUUUGUGCCCACUCCCAGCCCUGCCUGGCUCUCCUCCAGAGAUCAGUGUAGAAGAGACAGACAGAGAGAGAAAGUAUUCUUUUUUCAUUUUCGUAAUUGCUUCCAACACCUUCCUCAUCAUCUAGGGACCAUGGUGGAGAGGGGGAAGAAAAUUUAAAGACAUAAAAAGAGCUACACCUAUUUACCCUGACAAAUUUUUCAGUUCGCGCUUCAGCGUCAGCCUCCCUCCUGGCUCUGACUCCUCACCACAUGCCCCAGCUGAACUCCCCAGGAGGAGCCCAACCCCACAAAUGAGGGGUUUGGGUCCCUUCUCACCCCUGCCACUGCAGGCUGUGGAUCCACGAAGACAAAACCCCUUCGAUACAUCUCUUUGCAAUACCCUGGUGGGAUUUAAUCUUGUGAACCUUGGAGCUCUGCCUCCUUCUGAGUGUGUCUGUGGCAUUAACACAAACAUUUCCCAAGCAGCCAGGUUACAGAGGGCGGACACCCUUCUUCCCAAGUGUGAGUAAGCAUGAGCAUCUGCACGUCUGUGUGCGUGUGUGUGUGUGUGUGUGUGGACUGCACCCUGGUGAUGAGCAAUGAGUCUGCAGAGUUGAAUCAUUCUGUAGCCUGCUUUGCAUUUGAUAAAUAGCUUUCCAUGAUAUUUCAUACAUAACUACAGAGAGCUCUCCAAGUGGGUGUGUAUGGUACACUGGUGUCUGACACAGCUAUGUAUUUAUUUAGUACUUUGUAUGUGGAAUAUUUAAUUAAUAAAAACCAAAACAGCCUAUGAGAAA